UUGCCCGUGUCCCUCUCCGCACCUAGAGAUUCUCCGGUUUUUCGCACCAGCUGCGCUUGAGAUUUGGAUUGGUUUGGUUUGGUGUGGUGUGGUGUGGUUUGAUUUGGGAGUGGAAUUGAACGGAUCACCUGAUGGAACUCCAUGCGUGAUUGGAUUGUCGCUACCUGCUGAUGUGGAAUUUCUCCUGAACUUGUUAGCUGCAAUGGAGGGGAAUUGGGGCGAUUAGGUUGCGUGAUUGAUCGAAUUUUGCGUCCUGCUCGUGUGAUUAGUCCCAGAUUCCAAAUUUCCAGUUGUUUUAUCACUUCAUUUCCACGAAAUUUCACCCAUGAUCUGUUCCUUCAUCCUACGCAUGAUCUCUAUCUAGUCAAUUUUUACGAAUUAGCAUCUGAUUUGGGACUAAUCAGAGAAAAAGCUGCACUGAUGCAGGUAUGCUACCCGGUCCCCUUCUCCCACUUCCGCCGCCGCCACCACCGGAGCUCGUAGUGUAUCCCUCUGUGCCGAGCCUGCCACCUUCAGCCACGCCGCCGUCAUCGUCGUCGUCCAUAGGCUCCAGCAUUGCCAUUGUCGUCCUCGUCGUCAUUACCACGGCCAUCGUGACUGUCGCCAUUGUUGUCAUUCGACGCAGCUACCGCCGUGGGCGCCGCCUGUCCUGCUCAUCGUUCUCCCCACGCCGCAGCUUAUCCCCAAGGGCUUUGUCAUCUUCGCCAUCAGCAAUGUCUCAGAUGUGGCGCGCGGCAGUUGCAGCUGUCGGUUCUUCACCGAGGGCCAGUGCUGCCAGUGCCAGGUCCUGGCCGGAAAUGGCCGCGCCCUCUUCAGCUCCAGGCGAUCCCGGCAGAGGCCCUCCAGUGGCAUUGUCGAGCUCUGCACAAGGGGCAGUGCAGGGGACGGCUGGAUUGAUGGCGUCCUCGGCUACCUCAGCUGCUGCGAUGGCGCCGCCGCCGUCUGCGCCGUCUCUGCCGGAGGUGGAGCGGGUGAUAUUGGAGCUGCUCUCGCUGCCACCUUCGCCGUUGCAGCCGGCGAUGAGCGGCAGCACGGCGACCUGCUUCAUCUGCAACAAACUGCUUCUCCCAACUGAUCUGCACCUCGUCCUUCCGGUGUGCUCCCACAUGUUCCACCAGCGCUGCCUCGUCGCCUGGCUCCGCAGCCGCGUCACGCCGCUGCUAUGCUGCCCCGAGUGCCAUGCUCCCAUCACCACCCGCUGCCGCACCGACAAGAGAAGCCUCGUUCCAACCUUCUGCUCAGGGGAGUACGACAUCGAGUCGCAGAUUCUGGCGGUGCCCGCGCCGCCAGGCGAGGAGGUGGCGGAGGCAGUGGGGGGAUCUCGUGGGUGGCUGCGCUCCUCGCUGGACAGGCUCUCCGGCAGCUGGAGGGCGUGCUCCGGCAGCCGCGCCGUCGCAGCGGUGGCGGCGCCGGGGUGCUCCUCGUCGCGCCGCACCACCGGAAGCUGGAGCCCUGGCACUGGCAGCACGAGCGGCCGCCACCUCCACCUCGGCGCUGACUCGCGUGGCGUUCAGACGGAGGUGCAGCUGCAGCUGCAGCUGCCGGUGCUGCCUCUCGCUGAUGAAGAGGUGGCUGCAGCCGACGAUGAUGCUGGGGGAUCUCGCGGCUGGCUCCGCUCUUCUCUGGCCACACUCUCUGGGAGCUGGGCCGUGUUCCCCACCACCAGCCGCUCCACCGCAAUGGAGCUACCAGUGUCCUCCUCGCGGCGCACGGCAGCUGGGAGCACCGACUCGUGGUCGGGGAGCUGGGAUCCUGAGGCGUUGAGGGUGUCGGAGCCGCAACCACGAGAGAGACCAUCGGUGCUCGACUACGCCAGAUGGGUGUUCAGAAACUCAGGUUGAGCUAUCGUCUUCCUCUUCAGAAAUGUAAGGGAAAAAAGAAGAGAUGAAAUGUGCAUAGGAGCUACAAGAACAUUGCAUAACAGUAACAGGAUAUUUUUACAUCAGCGAAGGAUACUGGAGGCAUUCUGUAUAGUGUCUGAUAAUUGAUCUUUCGAAUCGUCUGCUGCCCUUGGCGGUUUUUCUUCAAUCCAAGGGAAACAGUGUGCAAGACAACACGAGAAAUCGGAGGUAUAGGUUUACUUGUAAGAACUUAGGAUGUUGUUCAGUUCGAGUAAAGUUUGUCCACUGCAGGGGGUACAUAGCAAAUUGAGCGAUGGUUUUGGAGAAUUCUUCGGUUUGUCAUUACUUUGACGUAAACAUAUAUAGGUAUGGGUAUUUUUUUUCUUUAAUACAUGAUGAUAUUGACAGGCUUUGGGAUA
Oryza sativa Japonica Group (Japanese rice) is the source of this 2260-nucleotide messenger RNA. NCBI's taxonomy places the organism in Eukaryota, Viridiplantae, Streptophyta, Magnoliopsida, Poales, Poaceae. The record is from RefSeq and is a predicted model, not a curated record.